AAGAGACGGCGAGGCGACCAGUAUAGACGCGCAAGUCGCCCGGCGCGCACACGAUCAGCGGAUGGAAAUUGAAAUACGUUAAUAGAAAUCCCAAGACGGUUGAAAAACGCGUUCAGAGAAUUUUUUUUUCACUUUUUUUAUUUAUGACGCACGCGUGUGGUGAAGAAGAAAUCAUUGUAUUAUAAACAUCAUUAAAAUCCAAGCCUUAAUGUUGGUGUUUUGUUAAGAAAUCUUGUUUUAAAAAUUUGCAUAUUAACUUGCAUACAUAAGUGGAAAUGUUGAAAAAGUGAUUUUAACUAAGCCGCAGAAUUUUCGGGUUGGUCUAAAGUAAACCAACCACCAACUACACACCAGUUAUUCUGGGUCACACUUACCUCGCCAAGUUAAAAACAAAAUCAAAACGAAAUGCAUUUCACCAGCAUCUUCUUAGCCGCUUUGCUGGCCAUACAGCUGAGCGAAUGCGCUUGGGGCCAACAAUUGCCGCCACAAAGUUUUCAAACGCAUCCAACGCGCACAAAUGUAACCAACUGGAGCCAUCGGCAUUUUUGUACAUCAGUAGCGGCGCCGUCCUCCGAUGGAUUGAGCAAAAGCUGUAAGGAUCUUUUAACUACACUGCAUGAUCGCGUGAGCGUCUUAGCAACGCUGGACGAGGAUUUGCGCAGACGCUUAGAGAAUAUUGAAAAUAAGAUGAACCAAUUUGAAUCGAGUAACUUGGGUCGUUUGGACUCAUUGGCUGUGCAGCAGACAGACUUUCUGAAACGGCUCGACACCCUCGAUUUCAUUGAACGCCAAAACAAACGCAGUAUUGAUGAAUUGAAAGGUGACUUAAACCAUGAGAAGGAAGAAGUCGCCUUGCGUACAGCACGUCAAAUUGAUGAUCGCUUGCCUCAGAUGCCCACAAAUGAAGCCAAACUUGAGUCAUUGGCAACUUUGCUGCUAUCGACACGUUCGGCAGUCAAUGAAUUGAAUAAUCAUCUGGAAGCGAAUAUCAGCAGAUUGUCAAACAUGGUGUCGCGUCGCCUUAACAGCAUUCGGCGUCAAAAUAAUCGCCAGCCGACAAACUUCUAUGCGCCGAGUCAUUCAACAGAGCCGCUCAUUACCAGCUGUGCACAAGACGCACCCACAGCCAAUGGCAUUUUGCGUCUUCAACUCACACCCGAAUCCGAACCCUUCUAUGUGCGCUGCGAUGAGGAAACACUUGGCGGCGGCUGGACCAUCAUUCAAAAUCGUUUCAAUGGCAAAUUGAACUUCUAUCGCGGCUGGCUCGAGUAUCAGGCUGGUUUUGGCAAUUUGGGUGGCGAAUUUUUCAUCGGUCUGGAUAAGUUGCAUGCGCUUACCGCCUCAGCGGUGCAUGAGCUGCUAAUUUUGCUGCAGGACUUUGAUGGCACAAAUCGUUAUGCGCGAUAUAAUUUGUUUGCUAUUGGCAGCGAAAAGGAAGACUAUGCGCUUAAUUUAUUAGGAGAGUACGAGGGCGACGCUGGCGACUCUUUUAGCUAUCAUGCUGGCAGCAAAUUCUCCACUUUUGAUAACGACAAUGAUGGCUGUGUUGACUGCAAUUGUGCGCAGUCGCGCAACGGUGCCUGGUGGUAUAACUGGUGUGACAUGAGCAACUUGAAUGGCAAAUAUUUCAGCCAAAAUUACAACGCCACGCCUUUGUACGAGGGCAUGUAUUGGAAUGAGUUCCGUGGACCCACUUACUCGCUAAAAGCUGUGCGCAUGAUGAUACGUCCGGCGAGCAGCGAUGGUGAUCUGCAACGUAAAUAGUCGAAAGAAAUGUGUUUUAUUACUAAUAAUUUAAUGUGAAUUUACUAUUUUGAGUGUCUCAAGUACUCUACUCAGGCGCUUCUUAACCUACUAAAUGGGUGCAUGCAUUUUUGACAUUUACCAUUAAAAUGGCAUUGUAUUCAUUGCUUUGUUUGAAAGCAAACGAAAAGUUGCUAAAUGUUGCCGUAUUGUCACAAAAUAAAUAUACUCGAAACGGGCUUAAAUGUUAACUAUUUAAAUUAUUAUCUGUAUAUGUAAGAAUAUGUAUGGCAUACAUACAUACAUAUGUACUCCUGCUCAAAUGUGUCAAAAUAUAUUUAAAAUGGAUUUUAUUUGUAAAUUUUUAUUUUUGUAAGUGUAAAUUUUAAAUAAAACUAUGUAAUGCCAUGUUGUUUGAAAUCAUA
Rhagoletis zephyria (snowberry fruit fly) is the source of this 2168-nucleotide messenger RNA. RefSeq names its product angiopoietin-4. NCBI's taxonomy places the organism in Eukaryota, Metazoa, Arthropoda, Insecta, Diptera, Tephritidae. The record is from RefSeq and is a predicted model, not a curated record.